GUGUUUGUAAUCUGUACCAAGUCUGUUUUUAAACCUGCUCACGCUAAGGAGCAUUUACAAGCAGGUUCAACUUGAGAUAAACAGUCAGGCACGUCAAAAAGAAGCUUUAAAUAUGAACAUGCUUAUUAUAUUCGCUGAGAAUAGUAGUAGGUCUUGUAAAACCGUUCUAUCUUAGAAGAUUGACUAUACAUUACAUAGUCAUUCACAGUAUAAAGAUGCACGUAAAAUGGUUGAGCAAUUAACUCAUUUCCAGAAAAAACGAAAAGUUAUUAUAUUCCCACAGAUGUGCUUUCCUACGUCAGCAGACGCUGUCUCCUUGCUUUCUACAAUCUCGCCCCUUGAAGGAAUGUUCAACCUCAUCUCUAGAAAGCCAAUCCACAGCCUUUUGAUAGCAAUCCAAUCGGUCAUUACUCCAGUGUCGCAGCAGAUUGUUCAGCAAUACUUCAGUACCGUCAAUCAGAUCAGCUACACGUUCAGUUUUUUCUUCCCUCCCACUUUUUUUCUUCUUCUUUAUUUUGCUUACUUCUACUUAAAACUAAUUCAAAAAACUGUUUCUUAUCCUGCGAUCGAAUCUCUUGCAAGUUGAAGUCCCGCCUCCCUUAAUAUAGGCAUUGCCUCGUAGUCGUAAUAGUGACCGAUCAUCUUUGAUCUGUCUAUGCCCUUUACUUCUCUUCAGAAUUCCGCGUAAAUUCGGGGAUGGUAGUUUGGCGGGGUUCCCGGAUCGUAACAUAGCCGUAUUAGGGUGAAGCUUCUAUGCACAUCUAGGAGGGUCUGUCGCACCAUUCCGCCACUGGAUGUUGUAUAGCGCCCUUCAGUAGCUCAAUAUACUUCGAUAUAUUGGGGGAGGACCCUGAGGGUACGAUUUGUUAGUAUACAUGUAAUGCACAAUUUGGGUCCCAAUUGGUCUGUCAUAGUUUUCUCUUCCUUCGGGUUAAGCAGGUGAUUUUUUGGCAGAUAGACGGAAGCGCCGGGGCUAGCGGUUGUCUCGAGUCUAGAUGUUAUGUGUAUACGAACUGUCACUAUUACUGUCGAUCUGGAUACGUUUGUCUGUAGAUCUGUAAGUCACGCUUAAUGUUGUGCCUGUUCUUCGCUGUAAAUCGUAUCUGGCUUGGUCCGAUUUGCUUGAGAUGACAACGGUGAUCAAUGUCCUGCCCGGCGCUGGUGCGGUUCAGUUUAAGCGUAUGCUUUCAGCGGGGGUCACUUCCGUUCUUGCCUACUCUGGGAAGGUAAGGGAGUUGAUCAGAACCCGAUUUCUAUAUUUGAGGAUGUAUGCAAGUAUGCCUCAGAUGUUGCAAAUAGAAAUACGGAUCAAAGGGUCGCUGCUUCCGCCUGAGUAACGCUAGUGAAAGGGAGUGGGUUCGGAAGUAGUGUUGGGUUCUGAGGGAUCUCUUCUGCCUGAGUAAAACAUUCUGAAAGGGAUGCAAACAGAAGAUCUUAUUGGGUUCUGGGGGGGUUA
Messenger RNA from Mycotypha africana, 1456 nucleotides. RefSeq lists its product as uncharacterized. The transcript is spliced from 2 exons. Lineage: Eukaryota; Fungi; Mucoromycota; Mucoromycetes; Mucorales; Mycotyphaceae. The coding region runs from base 227 to 586 and encodes 119 amino acids. The record is from RefSeq and is a predicted model, not a curated record.